Molecule: messenger RNA, 924 nt
Organism: Orycteropus afer afer
Lineage: Eukaryota; Metazoa; Chordata; Mammalia; Tubulidentata; Orycteropodidae
Product: olfactory receptor 4C3-like
Biological process (GO): G protein-coupled receptor signaling pathway
Cellular component (GO): membrane
Molecular function (GO): olfactory receptor activity; G protein-coupled receptor activity
Source: RefSeq, a predicted model, not a curated record
GUGUCUUUGGGAUAUAUGGAAAUACCACACAAUAUCACAGAAUUUUUCAUGCUGGGACUGUCACAGAAUCCAGAAGUACAGAAAGUUCUCUUUAUGGUAUUUUUGAUUAUCUAUGUGGUAACAGUUUGUGGCAACAUGCUUAUUGUAGUUACCAUCACCUUCAGUCUCACCCUCACCUCCCCCAUGUAUUUCUUCCUGGCUAAUCUUUCCUUUAUUGAUACUUGCUAUUCUUCCUCCAUGGCCCCUAAACUCAUUUCUGAUUCUGUAUAUAAGGCAAGAAUCAUCUCAUAUGAAGGCUGUAUGACUCAGCUCUUUGGAGCCCAUAUUUUGGGAGGUGUGGAGAUAAUCCUGCUUAUAGUUAUGGCCUAUGACCGCUAUGUGGCCAUUUGCAAGCCCUUGUACUACUCGACCAUCAUGACUAGGCAUCUCUGUGCCCUGCUUGUGGGGGUGGUCUGGCUGGGAGGCUUUCUACAUUCAUUGGUUCAGCUUCUUCUGGUCCUUCAGUUGCCCUUCUGUGGGCCCAAUGUGAUCAAUCACUUUGUCUGUGACUUAUACCCCUUGCUGGAACUUGCCUGCACCAACACAUGUGUCAUCGGCCUGCUAGUAGUCGCCAAUAGUAGCAUGAUCUGCCUGCCGAACUUCCUGAUGCUGGCUGCUUCCUACAUUGUCAUCCUGCGCUCCCUAAGGUCCCACAGUGCAGAAGGGAGGCGCAAAGCUCUAUCCACCUGUGGGGCCCACUUCACUGUUGUCUCCUUGUUCUUUGUGCCUUGUAUAUUUACCUAUAUGCGUCCAUCCUCUACUUUAUCUAUAGACAAAAACAUGGCAGUGUUUUAUGGUAUUCUGACACCCAUGUUGAAUCCACUCAUUUACACCCUGAGAAAUGAAGAGGUAAAAAAUGCUAUGAGAAAGCUCUUCAUACAGUAA